This is a messenger RNA of Homo sapiens (human), 11971 nucleotides long. It is a transcript of the gene KCNB1, whose product is annotated as potassium voltage-gated channel subfamily B member 1. The transcript is spliced from 3 exons. The coding region runs from base 289 to 2865 and encodes 858 amino acids. Gene Ontology annotation, biological process: potassium ion export across plasma membrane; positive regulation of protein targeting to membrane; regulation of action potential. NCBI's taxonomy places the organism in Eukaryota, Metazoa, Chordata, Mammalia, Primates, Hominidae. Gene Ontology annotation, cellular component: neuronal cell body membrane; perinuclear region of cytoplasm; sarcolemma. The record is from RefSeq and is a predicted model, not a curated record. Gene Ontology annotation, molecular function: voltage-gated potassium channel activity; protein heterodimerization activity; outward rectifier potassium channel activity.
CCUCCUCGCGGCUCACCUUGUCGCUGGAGCAAUCUCAGGAGAUGCUCCAGUGUUUGGGAAGAGGGGUCGCUCCAGGACAGAGGGGCUGUUGUGCACACCCCGUCUGUUGUGACCUCGGACAGCCGUCGGGAUGGAGGUGAGAAGACGGCCGUGACGCGCGCCCGCGGGGCCCCCUGCACCCCCAGCAGCCCACAGCGCUCCCUGCCCCCCUCCCCCGCAGCAGCGGGCCUUGCCGUCGAGUGACAGCGGCCUGGGGGGGCAGGGGGGGCGGGGGCGGCCGGAUCAGCGAUGCCGGCGGGCAUGACGAAGCAUGGCUCCCGCUCCACCAGCUCGCUGCCGCCCGAGCCCAUGGAGAUCGUGCGCAGCAAGGCGUGCUCUCGGCGGGUCCGCCUCAACGUCGGGGGGCUGGCGCACGAGGUACUCUGGCGUACCCUGGACCGCCUGCCCCGCACGCGGCUGGGCAAGCUCCGCGACUGCAACACGCACGACUCGCUGCUCGAGGUGUGCGAUGACUACAGCCUCGACGACAACGAGUACUUCUUUGACCGCCACCCGGGCGCCUUCACCUCCAUCCUCAACUUCUACCGCACUGGGCGACUGCACAUGAUGGAGGAGAUGUGCGCGCUCAGCUUCAGCCAAGAGCUCGACUACUGGGGCAUCGACGAGAUCUACCUGGAGUCCUGCUGCCAGGCCCGCUACCACCAGAAGAAAGAGCAGAUGAACGAGGAGCUCAAGCGUGAGGCCGAGACCCUACGGGAGCGGGAAGGCGAGGAGUUCGAUAACACGUGCUGCGCAGAGAAGAGGAAAAAACUCUGGGACCUACUGGAGAAGCCCAAUUCCUCUGUGGCUGCCAAGAUCCUUGCCAUAAUUUCCAUCAUGUUCAUCGUCCUCUCCACCAUUGCCCUGUCCCUCAACACGCUGCCUGAGCUACAGAGCCUCGAUGAGUUCGGCCAGUCCACAGACAACCCCCAGCUGGCCCACGUGGAGGCCGUGUGCAUCGCAUGGUUCACCAUGGAGUACCUGCUGAGGUUCCUCUCCUCGCCCAAGAAGUGGAAGUUCUUCAAGGGCCCACUCAAUGCCAUUGACUUGUUGGCCAUUCUGCCAUACUAUGUCACCAUUUUCCUCACCGAAUCCAACAAGAGCGUGCUGCAAUUCCAGAAUGUCCGCCGCGUGGUCCAGAUCUUCCGCAUCAUGCGAAUUCUCCGCAUCCUUAAGCUUGCACGCCACUCCACUGGCCUCCAGUCUCUGGGCUUCACUUUGCGGAGGAGCUACAAUGAGUUGGGCUUGCUCAUCCUCUUCCUUGCCAUGGGCAUUAUGAUCUUCUCCAGCCUUGUCUUCUUUGCUGAGAAGGAUGAGGACGACACCAAGUUCAAAAGCAUCCCAGCCUCUUUCUGGUGGGCCACCAUCACCAUGACUACUGUUGGGUAUGGAGACAUCUACCCCAAGACUCUCCUGGGGAAAAUUGUUGGGGGACUCUGCUGCAUUGCAGGAGUCCUGGUGAUUGCUCUUCCCAUCCCCAUCAUCGUCAAUAACUUCUCUGAGUUCUAUAAGGAGCAGAAGAGACAGGAGAAAGCAAUCAAACGGCGAGAGGCUCUGGAGAGAGCCAAGAGGAAUGGCAGCAUCGUAUCCAUGAACAUGAAGGAUGCUUUUGCCCGGAGCAUUGAGAUGAUGGACAUUGUGGUUGAGAAAAAUGGGGAGAAUAUGGGUAAGAAAGACAAAGUACAAGAUAACCACUUGUCUCCUAACAAAUGGAAAUGGACAAAGAGGACACUGUCUGAAACCAGCUCAAGUAAGUCCUUUGAAACCAAGGAACAGGGAUCCCCUGAAAAAGCCAGAUCGUCUUCUAGUCCUCAGCACCUGAACGUUCAGCAGUUGGAAGACAUGUACAAUAAGAUGGCCAAGACCCAAUCCCAACCCAUCCUCAAUACCAAGGAGUCAGCAGCACAGAGCAAACCAAAGGAAGAACUUGAAAUGGAGAGUAUCCCCAGCCCCGUAGCCCCUCUGCCCACUCGCACAGAAGGGGUCAUUGACAUGCGAAGUAUGUCAAGCAUUGAUAGUUUCAUUAGCUGUGCCACAGACUUCCCUGAGGCCACCAGAUUCUCCCACAGCCCUUUGACAUCACUCCCCAGCAAGACUGGGGGCAGCACAGCCCCAGAAGUGGGCUGGCGGGGAGCUCUGGGUGCCAGUGGUGGUAGGUUUGUGGAGGCCAACCCCAGCCCUGAUGCCAGCCAGCACUCUAGUUUCUUCAUCGAGAGCCCCAAGAGUUCCAUGAAAACUAACAACCCUUUGAAGCUCCGAGCACUUAAAGUCAACUUCAUGGAGGGUGACCCCAGUCCACUCCUCCCCGUUCUAGGGAUGUACCAUGACCCUCUCAGGAACCGGGGGAGUGCUGCGGCUGCUGUCGCUGGACUGGAGUGUGCCACGCUUUUGGACAAGGCUGUGCUGAGCCCAGAGUCCUCCAUCUACACCACAGCAAGUGCUAAGACACCCCCCCGGUCUCCUGAGAAACACACAGCAAUAGCGUUCAACUUUGAGGCGGGUGUCCACCAGUACAUUGACGCAGACACAGAUGAUGAGGGACAGCUGCUCUACAGUGUGGACUCCAGCCCCCCCAAAAGCCUCCCUGGGAGCACCAGUCCGAAGUUCAGCACGGGGACAAGAUCGGAGAAAAACCACUUUGAAAGCUCCCCUUUACCCACCUCCCCUAAGUUCUUAAGGCAGAACUGUAUUUACUCCACAGAAGCAUUGACUGGAAAAGGCCCCAGUGGUCAGGAAAAGUGCAAACUUGAGAACCACAUCUCCCCUGACGUCCGUGUGUUGCCAGGGGGAGGAGCCCAUGGAAGCACACGAGAUCAGAGCAUCUGAACUGCCCUGCCUUGGAGGAGAGACUUUUGGGUGAGGUCCAAAGAGGAGAGCUGUUCAGCUUACCUGCCACAGAGCUUUUCUGCAUGAACUCUGGAACAGAAAGGCCCUGUAAAGCCCUCAGAGAGAAGAGAGACUCCAGAGAAGGCUCCCUAAGACCUUGAGAGCCAUGACAGGUCCAUCAGCAUGAAGUUGGCCAAGCCAUAGGGCACAGCACCUCCUUGUAACAACUCUAUAGCCCUCUUUGGGAGAUGACAUGAGUGGAACUCACAGCCACCACUACCACCACUUUAGACAGGACCGAGGCCACAUACUCCCCAUUCUCUCGUGGCUUUCCAUCUCAGCCUCGGAGGGCAACAUUGACAGUCCUCCUGGCUUCAGCUAGAGAAGGAUGCUGGAACAAGCGGCUGGUGUUGAAAGAGUGGGUUGACCAAUUUGGUAUUGAAUGUUGCCCAGCCACCCCUAGGAACACCUGUCCAUCACCUCCUGGAUGGAUUCCACUGUUAGACAGCUACAGGGAAUGAUUGGUCAUGGGGAAGUCUCUGCGCCAUAAGCCACGAUCCCAGCGCAAAACCCUUACUCAAAUGUCUUCAUUGACUUCGGUAUUUCAUAGUACCUGAGAUUUUAUUUUGAGAUACCAUCAGGGUGAGUUGCACCACUUGUACUCAAUUCUAAUUGCCCCCUGGCAAUCUGGGAAGGGUUCAGAAGGUGGGCACCCAGCCAACAGCAUGAACUCAGAGCAUUGUUUUAGGGUUGGAGGAGGAACACGCUUUCUUUACAUCACUAGUGUAGACUCAAAAGAUAUGCAAGUGUCAAAUAUGCAAAAGAAAUAGUUUAUUCAAAGAGACUGUGUGUUACUGAAGAACAGCAUAAAAAUAUGAUUUUUUUACUUGCAAAAAUGAAAGGAAAAAAAUACCACGCAUUGAAAUGCCCAGUUCAGACUGAAUAAUUCCUGCUGCAGCAAGGAAAGUACCUACUAUAAUAGAAAUUCUGUUUUGUUUUCUGUGGUUUUCAAGUUAAAAAAAAAAAAGUUAAAAUAAAAAGCACUUUAUGUUUUUCAAAAAUAGGUUCUGCCAGGGACAGUGUCAACAUCUUGCACUUUAAAAUAAGCACUAUUUCCCAUAGCCCAAUUGUUGGGACUGUAGUUGGAUUGUUGCUACCUGCCCAUUUCUGGCCAGCAUGGGUAAUAUUGUGCUGGUAUUACUGUCUGCCAUAUCAAAGUCUGUGGGCUCCUUCCCUGCCCCUCUGAAACCUUCCCUUAACCCUCAUGGGUCAGGAGGGGUUCUUGCCCCUUGGGUGGGGCCUCUCAUGAAGUCAAGUAUACAGGAGACAUGCACAUCUCAAAAGGACACAGUGACAGUUGGACAUUGGGUGUUUUACUCUGUUCUCUUUCUUGUCAACCAGCUAUUGGUUUUUCAGUGUCACUGUCUGUACUAAAAGCUCAACUCUCCUUCCUGCAGCCAUCGAUGCAGCCAGUACAGACAAAAGCAAUAAGUAUUUGUGUGCAUCCUGAGUGGUUCUGGUGUAUUUCUUGGUGUUGGUUUUCCUGUCCUCGUUUGAUGACCUGGCAUUGUCCUGCCUGCUUUUAGUCCAACAGCAUGGUGUUGUUGGCCAUUCCUCAGUACAGUGGCAUUAGGUUGAACCACUGAUGAAUACAAUGCUAUAGUGUUGGCUCACCUGUCAGUAAAGAUGACAUGUUAUUGGUCUGCCUGUCUGUAGUACAAUGGAACAAUGUUGUUCUCUUAAUGUAAUGUUGAUGGAUGAUGUCCCAAGUACAAUAGUGUAGUUCUGUCUAUCCUCAAUACAGUAACAGGCAUAUGUCUUCCCAGUGGAAGAAAGAUAUGGUAUUGGUUCACCUAGUCUUAAGUCUCAAUAUCAUCUGUUGCUGGUCUGCCUGUUAGUACAAUGGCAUGAUCCACCUCUCAGUACACAAAUAUCAUGGAGCUGUUCUGCCUGCUCUUCAUACAUAAGGCAUAAGGUUGAGCCACCUGCCACACAUAUGAUGAGAUGGGAUCAUUCCACCACCCUUAAAAAUAUGUCUUCUCUGCUGUAUACAAACCCAAUUCAUAACACUUCUCAGCAUCUCCAGAGACUGUAGAUCCCCCCAAGAGGGUGCAGUCCUGUUCUUUGCCGCAUUAACAGAGAAAACGAGAACGUCACUCUUCCUAGGUAUCUUCAGAGUAUUCGCGCAGCAACUGCAAAGGGACUUAGGGGCAGGGAGAGUGUGAGGUCAUCCCGUGCCAGGCAGAGGAAGCAGCACUCCCAAAACACUUUGCUGAACACGCAGUCUGAGCUGGGGGCCUCUUGAGGAAUGACUGUGGGACAGUUCUCCGCCGACCAUCUCACAUGUCUCUUCUUUGUUUUCAUCACCAUUAAUGUCCACCAUCAGCACAAAUGUGAAAAUUCAGGGAAAAAAACAAAUGCUUUUUGAUAAAAGUAAAUAGUUGUGAUUUCCAAUUCAGAUAUUUUUAGAGCUGAUGCUAUCUGUAAAAAAUAAUAAUAAUAAUAAUAUAGUCUAUUUUACAUAUCAGGAAAGUGAACAUGUUUCAAUAUAGCCAUAUAUAUUGAGAAGGAACUUACCACCCCUUCUUCCAAUCGAGGCAUUUCAUUUGUUGGUUGAAGCAGAUGAGAACUGUACAGAUUGAAAAUGAUUUGUUUUUUUUUUUUUUUAAAAAAAACGAAAACCAAUUGGUGCAACUCUCCUUGUAACCAAAGGCCCUUUCUGCCUUCUGUGGUCAUGUAGGACCUGGCCCUUCCUUCCUUGUGUAUUUUGUCCAACCGUAAAGUAGCAUUUUAUUGAGUCACUUUUGAAGGACGAAUUCAGAAGUAUCAUUAAGAACCUACCUUUUCAGGCUUCAUAGCCAGAGUCCUAUAGAGUUCUUAUAGAAACAGAAUAAUUGAAAUUCAGCAUAUACUAUGCUUAGAAAGUAUUUUGUUUGGGUUUGAUUGGGUUUUUUUUUCUUUUACUUGUGUGUGUAUGUACUGGGGGAGUAUAGCUUUUAUUCUGUGCUCAAUUCGAAAGAGAGUAUUAUAAGUUUUCCCAGCCCAUCCACCCGCUAAAAAAGAACAUAUCCAAAUUUUAAUAUGUAUACACCCAACCUGUACCUAUGUACGUGAAUAUACAUGCACUGGGAAAUCUACUUAAGAGUCUUCACUGAGAAGUUCACUCGAUAGAAAGGUCUUGAUAGAGAAGAGAAGAGGAAAGCAAUGGUCUGAAGGCAAAUCCUGCUUUAACUUGGUGGUCCAUUUCCCAUUCAUUCCUGAACCAAUGAGAGCAGAAAGAAACAAGUCAACCCAAACAAGCAAACUAGGGGCUGGACGCGGCGAAUGGAUGCUGGUCAGUUUGGCAAAUUCACUGAAACUCAUCAAGAACCCAGCUGAACUUGCAUUCCAACUUCCACAAUUAUCUGAAAGGGCUAGGGACCAGGUAGCCAUGUGUCCCAAUCACACGGGGGAGAGUCUGCCACCGGCGGUGAGAGAGGUGGGGAAGCUUUGGAGGAGACAGUAUAUUCACCUUUUUAUCUUUGGGUAAAAGAAACCAACAGGACUUUGGUGCAGUAGAUUUCUCAGUGCCUUCUUUAGGAAUUCUAUCUUAAGCACACUUCAAGGGGAAAGAAAAAAGGAGGAGAGAACAUUUGUUCCCGUGAAGUCCCUUUCUCCAAAGGACUGGGGAUCAAGAAGGAAGAAGAGUAAGAAGGAAAAACAACAAAAUCCUGAGGAGGCCAUUUCUUUUAACCCACCCAGCUUGCCCCUGAAAACUGCUGGUGAUACAAACUUUUUCAAACUGACUUCCAGCUUCUCCAUGUGUCUUGGUAACUGUAGCCUCGUCUCUGCCCUUUCUCCUAAUAAGAUCCAUGUUUCUAAGGAGAAAAACAAAACAGUAUUCUCUUCUGUAAAACUGUAAUGUAUUGUUGAUAUUUGUAACUAUUGUAUAUUUCUGUCUUGCUCCAGUCCCAGCUGGAGUGUCUAGUUCCAUGGACAAGGGGAUAUUUAAAAUUCACCACGGACAAGAGCCACUAAAGCCAGGUCUCUAUCGCUAAUCUCUCUCCUAUUCUUAUUUCUCUACCAACUAAUCUCAAGUAACAAUACCCCAGGCUUUUUUUCAGCCUCAAUUCAAGUAACUUUGAAUCAAAAGAGAGCAAGGCAAAAAGCCUCCGGACAUGCUUCUUUGGGAAAGGACUUUUUCUGUAGCUGCAGAGUGGGCAGGAGGGAGAAGGGGCUCCCCUGAGACCCCGGCAGGACAAUGGAAAGCUUCCAGCCCCGAGCUGAUGUUUCCUCACCUAUCACUGCUUAUAGGACAGCAUCCAAAUGCUUUCAUGUCACUCAGCCCAGGCAACCCAAACCAGUCCUGGCUACACCCAGAAAUAAGAGUUACCUCUGCAUUUUCUGUUGCCAUUUUUCUGGCUCUAGAAGUAUCUGAUGCGCGACUAUGUCAUAGAAUGUCCACGCAUCUCAGAGUAGUCUAUUUUUCUGUUCAGAUAAAAUAUAUAUAUAUAUGUAUUUUUAGCAAAUUUAUAAUAGGGCAAUUGAGUCUAAUUUCUUCUUUUGUAAUACAGAACAAUAUCUUAGGAGUUUCAUUGUUGGUCAUUAUCGUAGCUGAUGUUUUCUGGUCUUUUGCAGUUCCUACCAUUGUCCCUUGGGCUGUUUGGGUUUUCUUCCUUUUGAUUCUGAUUUCUUGAGGGUGGGGAAAGACUUUGGGGUUUGACUUCCUUGUGUAGGCAUUUCUUGACACUAGGCCUGGACUCUGUCAAUGCUGUGACUUUCCUCAUUCAUUUCUGUGUGUUUCUCCCAUUCGUUGUUCUUAAGAAUCCAGGGCAUGAAUGCAGGAAUGAGACCCAGGGAAGCAGAGCUACAGAUGGCCCUCAAAAUCAGGAUGGGAUGUGGGCUGGUUUCACUUAUAUCCCACACCCCUUUAGGGAUCUGAAGGGACUGAGUUUUCUCAUCCCCAGAGAUCUUGGAACCAAAAAUCUCAUGCAAGCAAACUCAUCACUGGCAUUUCUGAGAUCCAGAACACAUGUGAGUCCCUCCUGGCUGGGCUGCUCCCACAUGUCCAGCACCCUGUCGGCCUGUAACAUCAAUCAGAGCUGAAGGUCAGAGGUUUUUCAGGUUCUCGUGAACCUCACAAGAACAUGCUGGGCCUCCGAUCUCACCAACUUGUUUAUCAGUUCCUUGUUUCGAUCUGUUUAUUUAUUUAUUUUUUUGUUAUUAUUAUUUUGAGACAAAGUCUUGCUCUGUUGCCCAGGCUGCAGUGCAAUGGCGCAAUCUCGGCUCACUGCAACCUCCUCCACCCAGGUUCAAGUGAUUCUCAUGUCUCAGCCUCCUGAGUAACUGGGAUUACAAGAGCGCACCAUCACGCCCAGCUAAUUUUUGUAUUUUUAGUAGAGGCAGAGUUUCUCCAUGUUGGCCAGGCUGGUCUUGAACUCCUGACCUCAGGUGAUCUGCCUGCCUCGGCCUCCCAGUGCUAGGAUUACAGGUGUGAGCCACCACUGCACCCAGUCCAUUUCAAUCCAUUUCUAACAGCUUCACCAAAAAACAGUGGCCAGACACCCUUGCAGCCAAACCCUGAGAAGAGAUGUCCCCGAAUCUGCUAGCUCAUCUCCCCUUCCCUUGCCAGCUGCCUGGCUCCAUAGAGCAGGAGGUGUGUGGCAAGGACAGGGGCAGUUUUCCAGCUUCCACCUAUCCACGCCUGGGGGAGUUUUUGGACUGUCCUGAUAAUUAAUUCCAGAGGCAGUUUUCAGUCCUGGGUGGGCGGAGGACAUCUCACUAGGCAGGAUCUUCAGCAGAAAGUGAUUCUCCAUCCGUCAACUCAUGCAGGAAGAUGAAGAAAGCCCAGAUAAUCUCCAACUUGCAUUCGUUUAGGUUUUGGUAUACCACCCACCUCACUGUCAGCUGCAGGGCUUGGGGCUCUGCCUAGAAUCAGAAAUUUGAGCCAAACUGGGACCCUCAGAUGGCAGUGAGCCAUCCCAUCAGAUAACUCCCAAGAGGAAGCCAACUCAAAUAUGAAUUUUAUUAUUCUGGACUAUGACCCUGAUCAGAGUUCUCCCACCCCGAAAACCUCUGAUAGUCUGGUUUGAACCAGAGUCAAAUAAAACAGACAAGAUUUUUUUUUCCUCUGCACAAAAGCAAAAAAACAAAACAAAAAAAAGUCUGCCAGUAGUUUCCUGGGUUUGAUGCCCAGAUAAGCAAACACUGUUGCCUAUGGCUGUUGCUGUUUUCAUCAAGAAAGAGGUUAUAUAGUUUGCAUUUCCAUCCACUCUCCCUGAUUUUAUCUUAACCUAGAAUUUCUCCUGAACUACCCCAAAUGCCAACUUGAAUUUGGGUAGGGCUCUGUUAAUCGAGGGAACCCUCAUCUUCACUUAUAAACCUAAUUCUCUGUUCCUCCCUCCAAAGAUCCUGAAAAGAUCUCCUAAAGGCUGGCCAGGAUGGGGUGGAGUGGGGCAGUGCACCUGAAGAAAAAAACUUAGCUGCCAGCUGGCUGUAUGCAAGUUCUCCGAAAAUUUCUAUUGUAUGAAAGGGAUGGGGUCAAUUGCAGCUCAAAUUAAGGAAGCCCUCCUAACAGGCUGGGUUGUCUGACCAUGGAGCUCAAUGCCAUGGUGGACAGUGAGCUCCCUUAUAUCACAGGUGUUUAAAGAGAGGCUGGCUAGAUGGUGUAAAAAAUGGGCAUUGCAGAGGGGCCCUAGCAUUGCAUGGAAACUGGGCUGAACAACCACAGAAAUUCCUCUUUGUUUCUUGGAGUGUGUGUGUGUGUGUGUGUGUGUGUGUGUGUGUGUGUGUGUGUAGGUGGUUUCAACACUCUGGAUAUAAGCUCAAGCCACUGAGGCAAAGGCAUGCAGCACAAUUAGCAGGAAUGCAACUUCUGGGCUUUGGAGCUCUCAGAGGGGGUGUCCAAGAGACAAGUCUGCUUCCUUCCGGCUCCGUCUUGGAACAUUUUAAUGACUGUCAGUCACCAAUCCAACCCAUCCCCAGUGGCCUACCAGGCACCACAUUGGGAUGAGACUCAUGCUACCCUUCCCCAGGCCAGCCAAGGAGCAAUCCACGCUGUCCCCCAUCCCUGGCUGGCUGUCUUAUGGUGCUUCAGCCCCUCCGCCCAGCUCCUGUGCCCUCAUGAGCCUGGGGCUUUCUGUAUAAAAGAUGCAAUGAUAUCUGUUCCCCACUAGCCAUCCCCACAAUGAACAACUUCCCAGGCAAUAGCAAAUGGCUCCAUUCCAAAAGGGCUUGUUUUUUUGGUAAAUCAAAUAAGAGACCCCACUCAAGACCUUUGAAAGUCCCCGUCAAUGAAAAAAAUCCAGAAGGGUCAAAAGAGAAAGGCAGCUUUUAAUCCAGUUUCACAGCAAAACCAGGCUCUUGGCUGCCUCCAAGCAGAAUGCCACUCUCCUGCAGCUGUGGCCUCCAUCCCAAAUCAUCCUGCAUACUGCAUUCUCUAAGGAAAGCAUUUGACAAGAGAGGGUUUAUGUAUGGUGGAUUGGGAGAAAGUGAGACUUCAACCUCAGGGUGAACCGAAGACUGGUUUGUCUUUGGUUGUUUUAGUAUGAGGUUGGGCAGGAUGAUAUGUUUGGAUGGGUAGAAUGAGCAGCCGCCUUCCUCUGAAACCAAAAUAAAAUAAAAACCAGUUUUCAAGAUUCCUCCCAACUCCUCACUGGAGGCUCUGCCCUGCAGAAUCACUCAAGUUGCAACAACACAAGGAGACAAAAAUAGGAUAUUUCAUGAAAAUAUAAGAAACUCCCAAUUCCGUCCCAUUAGGAUGCCCUCAAGGGGCCAUGCAGGGAUCUUCCCAUACUUCCUGCUUCCCUGAUCUGAACCAAGAUUGGAAAGAGGCAGGCAGCAGAGAAGAUGCCCAAGAAACUCUGACAUAUCCACAGCUUGGCUCUGCCCCUUGGGCUUCACUGGGGUUUGGGCCUCCCUCUUGGUUGAGCUGAGUGUGCCUGAGUGGGUGGGGACAGGGAGGAUUCUCCAGGUCUAUCUUGAUUUCAUAGGUCCUUCUCAAUCCAAGGUCAAAAACUGAGAAUCUUAUUUUCUGCACCAGGAACUCAGGGUUAUCCCCAACCUAUGCCGCUGGCACAUGAUGGUCAUCCAACCUGUGUUUUUGUGAGUGAGUGAAUGUGUGACUGGUUGGCCUCUGAGUGGAUGACUGGAUGCGUGAAUGUGUGAGUGAAUGGGGGAGUUAAUGAAUCCCUACCUAACUGUGAAGAGAAGAAAAAUGAGGAGCCCCUCUCCCACUGAAACCCAUAACUGCCCCAUCAAGGUCAUCUUUCUUUGACUCAAGAUGACAUCUCAAUUUGAUGCUUGUAGGCCCCAAGCUGAUAAGGGCCACAGCCCUCUCAGAGCCACACUUCCUGGGGGCCCACAGAGCAGCUCUGCCCUCCUUCCUCUUCCCCUACCCUGCAUUUCUCAGCCUCAUGUUCUAUUUUAGCUCACACACGACCCAUGGGGGGGACCACCAAGUGGUUUUCCAAUGGACUAAGCCAAGGGUUCGAAGUUGGGACUUCCUUUGGUCUGGGACUUCCUGGGGCAGAAACAUAGGAGCCAACAUCUGGAAACUGGAUUGCAUUCCCUGAGCCAUGGGAGUCCAGCUGGAUAUUAAGGCCAGCCUGCCCUCCAGCUUUUAGAGCCGAAGAUCUUUUUUUCUGAGCCCCAAAGCCGUCAUGAUAGUAUGCCCCCAGAUCCCAUCAGCUAAGACCCUGUCUCUCCCAGGAACCCGUCGUGUGAGGUUGGGGCUUUUCUGCCAGUAAAGCCAUUCUGAUCACCUCACCCUUGACAGGGGCCAAGCCAAUCACAUUAGCCAUAAAUGACCAAUGUCCUCAGCCACUCUUUUCUCGGGGGUGCAUUCGUGGGUCCUAUUCAUCUCUCGUCAGUUAAUGUCUCUAGUCCUUCCUGUAAAGGUGAAAAUAAGCAUUGCGCAUGUGCGCAACACACACGCACACACACACACACACACACACACACAAAUCCCAGUGUCUUUUUAUGCAUGUGGUGAGAUGAAAUUGUGAUCUUUGUGUGACCUCCAGCUGCUGUCUUGUCUUGUAAAAUAUGUCCAAAUGUUUAAGAAUUUCUAAGCAAAUGGUCCCUUAAUGAAGUCUGCAGAGUUCAAUAAAAGGUAUGGAAAAAACAA